Pseudoliparis swirei is the source of this 1963-nucleotide messenger RNA. Its product is annotated as proteoglycan 4. The annotation marks the transcript as partial. The transcript has 13 exons. Lineage: Eukaryota; Metazoa; Chordata; Actinopteri; Perciformes; Liparidae. The record is from RefSeq and is a predicted model, not a curated record.
UCUGUUCACAGGGGAGCUCUGUGUGUUUGUCGUCUUGGCUGCUCGCCCAACUUGGCUCAUUGGAAUCGAGGCAUGAUCGUCGACUCCAGGCAGCCCUCUCUGCCUCGCGUCUGGACCCAGCCCAGCUCUCACCGCUGACAUGGAGAGACCAGCCUCGAGUGACAUGCUGCCCAAGAAGGAUCAUGAGAGGGACCUGGAGCUAGACAAGAAGAUCCAGGCUCUGCGCAGGAAGAACGAAGCGCUCAUGAAGAGGCACAAGGAGGUGGAGGAGGACAGGAAGAGGGCAGAAGAGGAAGGAAUGAUGCUCUUGAACCGCAAGGGCAAAGCUGAGGACCUUACCAUCACAAUCAGCAAAUCCACCAGUGAUAGCCGCGUGGUGGUCACGAAGCCAUUCAGCGGUGGUUCACCGGCUGGGAAAGGACAGCAGGAGGCCGGCCCCGACAAUGGGGGGGAAGCCGCUCCGCAGAGUGCCGGCCGAGGCCACAGGAAGCAGCUAAUGGUCACCAUGGCAGGCAAAAAGGGUAGGAGGGUGGUGAGUGAGAGGCCAGAGAGGAGGCCAGGCUCGACGGACUACAAGAGCCCAAAGGAUGAUGGACAGGCGAGGCGUGUGGAGUCUGCUGGGAGUCAGCAACCUCACAUGACCAAGAGAGACACAGCAGAACAGGAUGGGGUUAAACAAGGGCAGCAGCACACUGAGGACCAUCACAGGCUUUCAGAGCAAUGCCAGGAGUCUGAAAGCCUGCAGGGCGGCACAGACCUCAACAUCCCCACGGCGAAAGAGGAGCAGGUGGAGUAUGUGCGGUGGAAGAAAGAGCGCGAGCAGAUCGACAAGGAGAGAGUGGCACGCCACAGAAAUGCCAAAGGCCAGUGGAAACGGGCGUGGGACAUGGACAAGAAUGAUAACAUGUUUUCAAACAAAACCCUCCCUGACAGAGACUCAGGUGACAAAGGCGGACGAAAUGUUAGAAGAGGACCGUCUCGGGCAGGUCAUGAGAAACGAGGCAAAGACAAGGGAGCUAAAGACGUGCUCGUGAUGAGCAGCAAAGCAAAAGGCAUAGAUCGUCUGACUGGGAGAGCCAGGAGAUGGCAGGCAAAUGAAGACAGAGAGAGCCUACAGUCUGCUGGAACGACAUCGGAAGAGUUUCUGGAGGAACUCGACGCCAUCACAGAUGCUGAGGUAGAUGAUCAGAAAGAUGAGGACCCGAAAUUGAAGCUGUCGCUCAACCCAAAGUCACCGAACACAUCUGAGGAAGUGAGUGCAUCCACAACCCCCACGCAGGGGAAGGCAGAGGCCUCAUCCCCACGGGGUUCAGUGAAGAAAGUGCGUUUCUCCGAAGCGCUCGUCCAGGAGGAUCACACAAAGCCAACCACAGGCACUCAGGACUCUGCCUGCUCAGAAUCACAGCAGAGCUCUGUCCAGCCUGUAGAGCUCGCCAAGUGCAACACCAGUAACACAAACACAGAGGAACUAAUAGACUCCGGCCUGUCGGUCCUGAGCCUGGAGUCGGGAGAAACACACCCGACACAACUGGGAGAAACAGACCCGACACACCCGGGAGAAACACACCCGACACACCCCACACAACGGGGAGAAACACACCCGACACAACUGGGAGAAACAGACCCGACACACCCGGGAGAAACACACCCGACACAACUGGGAGAAACAGACCCGACACACCCGGGAGAAAUACACCCCACACAACCGGGAGAAACACACCCGACACAACCGGGAGAAACACACCCCACACAACCGGGAGAAACACACCCGACACAACCGGGAGAAACACACCCGACACAACUGGGAGAAACACACCCCACACAACCGGGAGAAACACACCCCACACAACUGGGAGAAACAGACCUGACACACCCGGGAGAAACACACCCGACACAACCGGGAGAAACACACCCCACACAACCGGGAGAAACACACCCGACACAACCGGAGAAACACACCGAC